AUGCCAAAUCCACAGGUAGCUUCUCGCGCUAUCGUGACUUGUGGCCAAAACGAGGCACACAACCGCGCGUGCUGGAAGAACCGUUGGGACAUCAACACCGACUAUGAAAACAUCACCCCGGAUACUGGCAAUACUCGGACAUUCGAUCUGAGGAUUACCAAUGUAACCGAGUUCGCACUAGAUGGCGUUCUACGGAGGGCCAUGUUGAUCAACAACCAGUACCCCGGCCCCGCCAUCACUGCUGAUUGGGGUGAUAUGCUCCAUAUCACUGUUCACAACGAGUUGACAGACAACGGGACAUCCAUUCACUGGCACGGCAUGAGACAACUUCACACAAAUAACCAAGAUGGGGCAAACGGUGUCACUGAAUGCCCCAUUCCUCCCGGCGAAUCGAGAACCUAUAGCUUUCGCGCAACGCAAUACGGUACCUCGUGGUAUCACUCUCACUUCUCGACUCAAUAUGGCAAUGGAGUUGUCGGCCCUUUGGUCAUCAACGGCCCUGCUAGUGCUGAUUACGACCUCGAUCUUGGGCCGUACGUGGUCUCGGAUACAUACCACUUCACCUCAGAUGUCGGCAUGUUGAUGGCGGAGAUGGCUAACAAAGCACCUCCCAAGUCUGACAAUAUCCUUUUCAACGGACAAAACAUCAAUACUGCUGGCGAAGGGGGCUCAUACAACAAGAUGACUCUGAUCAAGGGCAAGAAGCACCGACUAAGAAUAAUCAACACCUCUGUUGAGAACCAUUUCACUCUGUCUCUGGUUGGGCACAACUUCACGGUCAUCGCAACCGACAUGGUUCCGGUUCGCCCGGUCGUCAAGUCACAGAUCUUUGUCGCUGUUGGUCAAAGGUACGAUGUGAUCAUCGAUGCAUCUCAGGAAGUUGGCAACUAUUGGUUCAACGCUACCUUAAGCAAAGAUGGUCUCUGCGGAGCAUCCAAAAACCUAUUCCCAGCCGCCAUCUUCUCCUACUCCGGCGCGGACGAUGACGUACUUCCAACGGAUCAAGGCACACCAGUCACCGCCGACUGCCAUGACACAACUGGAUUUGUACCGGUGGUGUCCCGCACCGCAUCGCUUGAGGAUUGGCAGGACAACAACAAAGAGCUUGACAUUAACCUCACCACGGUUGUUACAGGCAGAGGGCGGGUCUUUCAGUGGCAAGUCAACUCCUCGGCAAUGGACGUCACGUGGGAAAGGCCGAUCCUCUCAUACAUCCGGGAGGGUAACACCUCAUAUCCCACAGCCGGCAACGCCAUCAGCCUCGACAAGGCCAAUGUCUGGACCUACUGGGUAAUCGCCAACAUCGUGGGUUUGCCUCAUCCAAUCCACCUUCACGGCCACGACUUCCUCGUGCUAGGCACCGCCGACAAGGGUCACUUCGAUCCCGCUGCCGACAUGGACAAGCUGAACUUCAAAAACCCCGUCCGUCGCGAUGUUGCCAUGCUGCCGGGCGGCUGGUUGGUCAUUGCUUUCAAGACUGACAACCCUGGUGCGUGGCUCAUGCACUGUCAUAUCGCGUGGCACGUCAGCCAGGGCCUCAGCGUACAAUUCCUUGAGAGGACGAGCGAGAUUGCUACUGCCAAUGAUCUGAGCCAGCUCCAACCAAAUUGCGAUUCCUGGAAAACGUACCAUGCCAAAGCCUUCUACCCCAAGCUCGACUCGGGUUUAUGA
Molecule: messenger RNA, 1671 nt
Organism: Phaeoacremonium minimum UCRPA7
Lineage: Eukaryota; Fungi; Ascomycota; Sordariomycetes; Togniniales; Togniniaceae
Product: putative laccase precursor protein
Exons: 4
Coding region: 1-1671 (556 amino acids)
Molecular function (GO): copper ion binding; oxidoreductase activity
Source: RefSeq, a predicted model, not a curated record